This is a messenger RNA of Pelodiscus sinensis (Chinese soft-shelled turtle), 9397 nucleotides long. It is a transcript of the gene KCND2, whose product is annotated as potassium voltage-gated channel subfamily D member 2. Gene Ontology annotation, biological process: protein homooligomerization; potassium ion transmembrane transport; action potential. Gene Ontology annotation, molecular function: voltage-gated monoatomic ion channel activity involved in regulation of postsynaptic membrane potential; protein binding; A-type (transient outward) potassium channel activity. NCBI's taxonomy places the organism in Eukaryota, Metazoa, Chordata, Testudines, Trionychidae. The record is from RefSeq and is a predicted model, not a curated record. Gene Ontology annotation, cellular component: voltage-gated potassium channel complex; neuronal cell body; postsynaptic membrane.
UUAAUUGUGGCUGUAUUCAAGUAUUCUUCUUGAGGAAUUAGUGGUGAAACAGUGCAUGUAGUGGAUUUUUCCUUAUCCAUGCCAUGCCUUCUCACCACACACCAACCCCUGAUUUCACAGAAAGCCAUUUACAAGAUCCAGGGAUAGUGCUGAAAAGUCAGUCAUUCUUUUUUCCAUAUGGAAAGUAAGAAAUCUAUGCAUAUAGAUUAUCUUUCCCACACAGAUCUCUGGGGAGUGACCUGUGUGCUGUUUAAUAAUUUUCUGUUAUUGCCCCCCCCCCAUAUACAAAUGAUAGUCCAAUCCAAAAUAUUUUGCUGAUCUUGCUGUCUAGGCCACAGACUAAAGACAAACUAGAUUUUAAUAAGGUCAUAACAUUGCAGAUUGUGCUGAUUAUAUAACCAUAAUUAUCUGUAUUAAUCACAGUUGCCAACUUCCAUUUUUCUGGGUGGGUGCUCCAUGCUAAGAUCUUGCUCUGCUCUUUUCCCCAAAGCCCUACUCAGGCUCAGCCUCUUUCUGCCCCUGCUCUGCCUCCUCCCUGGAGUCCCAACCCUUGUUUUGCCUCUUCCCACCAGAGUGCUUCCAGCCCACUGCCAAACAGCUGGUGUGUGUGAAUAGUGGCUAUUUUUUUCCAGUAGAGUUAGUAUCUAUGAUAUUAAAUAGUAAAUUUUAAUCCUUUUCCCAAAACUUGAUUUAUGUGCUUUACUUCAAGUCAGAUAGUUUCAAUGCCCUCACAUAAAGGAGAGUCACAGUCAUGAAGUGGGUGGUUAGAACUCAUUGAGACUAAAUAGGUCUAGCUGCCCAAUCAAUGGAACAGAUUAGAAGGGCAUUCUCUGGAUAGACCCUAAUGAAUGCACCUGCUCACUGGGGGGAAGGGAGGGAGACCACAAAAAACACAGACCCAGAUGAAAGGACUCUCUUUAUCACAGACAAGCAAAGGAGAAGAACAGUAGUAGGUCAUACUGUGAAUAGUGAUUAAGGUGGCUACUGAAACUCUGGGCUUUCUAGGGCUAUGUCUACACUGCAAUGCUAUUUAGGGAUACUGGAGUAUCCUGAAAUAACUAACGCACAUCAUCACAACAAGCCCAUUAUUUCAGGCUGGCUCUUCCAACAUCCCUGUAAACAUCAUUCCAUGAAGUGUAAGGGACCUAAAGAAUCAGUAGUAUCAAUUCCAAAAAUGCCCAUGGAUUCCCCUUGUCACAUGACCAACCUGAUCUACCUAACAUAAAAAUUAGUGUCCCAUUGGUUGCAUAUUUUGUAGGGCAAUUUAUUUCAAAAUGUAGAUCGUGCCAAAUUAUGAAAUAAGCUAUUUUGAAAUAAGAUCAAAAUAAGAUACUCAAUUUGCAUAGCUCAAAUUGCAUAUCUUAUUUCGAACUAUGGUGCAGUGAAGAAGUAGGCUAGGAGAAUGUAAGUCAGAUCACUUCAAUUUCUGUAAUUUAGGAUGAAAACACAUGUAAUGUAGCUUGAAAUGAAGAGUCACAUUAGAUGAGGCUGCUUUCUGUAUAGGUUUUUAAAAAUAUAUAUCCUUUGAUUAUAUAACAUUUAAUCCAAAUGCUAAAUAAAAAUCCUUUUUAUUAAAGAAAGCUAUUGGUCUGUCUCAUCUGUCACAAGAUCCUGAAGGAGAAAAAUGCAGGUACCUUGCAGGGUGAUAAAUAGUUGGUAUACACCGGGCAUUAUGCAAAUCCUUGUGUAAGACUGUAAGAAUCACAAGACUCCAUUUCAAGGUAAGCCACACCUUAAGGCGUGCCAGAGAGAUCAGAAAGGAGGUACUGGUGCUGCUAGCCCCAUAAUCUUAUCACAAGAAAUCCAACAAUAUAGAUUUAAAUCAUUCCAUUACUGAAAUCAUAAUAUUGAAAGUUAAGGAUGGAGUAUUAUCUUAAUACCAAAUUAUUAAUACAGAGACUAUAUGAUUCUGUGUACCAGACAAAGUUUAUGGUUUCAAAACUCUAAAUAUAUCAAGAAUGCAUUACAGAAAAUGAACAAGGAAAUGCAAUAACUCUUUGGCAUUGUAGGCUUUAAUUUGCUUAAUCCAUACAGACCUCUUGGCACCUCAUAGGAGAAUUCUGAAAAACUGUUUAGAAGCAAUUUAUUUUAUAUUAUAUUGUUAUAGUCUCCAACAUCAUUUUCUUCCAUCAUUUCAAUUAUUGGUGAUUUUCUGUUUCUUUAGUGCUUCUCCUGCUUCAUUCUUAUUUGAAGUUAUAAUCCUCUAUCACAUCAUGCCAAUUUCCCAGUAGCUGAUAGUGAUAAUACAGAGGAUUUUGACUUCAGGAAACACACUGAUUAUAUACUUAUAUGAAAUUAGUCUUCCAAAAAUGUGUGGGAUUAAUUAUAUUGGAGACUGAAAAUUCUCUGUGCACAGAACAGGUAGAACACAAAUUUGUUGUUCAAACUUCUCUAGAAAUGCAUCUCAGUAAUAUUUUAAUAUAUUUUAUACUGGAAUGAGAAAGGAGUAUAAUGUGCUUACCUGCAUAAUCCUGACCUUCUCUUCUGAAGGUACUAUGUUUGAAAGGUACCACUGUUUCUGUAAUUUGGACACCUAUUUCAUAGGAACUAGACAUAAAACAUUUAACAUAGAGUUCUCUGAAAGACAUUACUUUCAAUCACUUUUGACCUCAAACUUAGAACUUAAAAAGUGGAAGUUCAAGAUGUAAUUAUCUAAAUAUUGUGACCUAUGCUGUCUUCCAAUUUAGCAGCUUUUAAUAGAUUUCUUGUUUCAUAUUUAAAGCAAUGUCAAAAUUUCAGUGAGGUCUUUAUGGGAACCUAUCCUCAUUUAUGCAAGUGGGGAAGCUCAGGAGAAUGAGUUCUGACUGCACAAUUUAAUUCUGUAAAAAUGGAUAGAUAGAUAGAUAGAUAGAUAGAUAGAUAGAUAGAUAGAUAGAUAGAUAGAUAGAUAGAUAGAUAGAUAGAUAGAUAGAUAGAUAGAAAUCCAAAGCAAAAAUACACGUAAAGAUUACAAAAAAGAGAUAAUCACUUUAUAGGCAAAGGCUGUUCACAAAAAAAGGGGGGUUAGAAGGAGAGCUUACUAUCAUAUGUCUCACUGCUGAACUAAUGAAAACAUCAAUCAGAUGUUUUGUUAGUGGUCAUACUAUCUUUUGACAUCACUACGUCAGAGACCAGCCCUUUCAUUUAGCAUUUGGAAAUGGUAUCCCUGAUAUUUAAAGCCCCUUACAUAUUUAUUUUUACCAACCUGUUGGAAACUGGAGAGCAAGUCUCUUUAUAAGAAUAAUCAAUAACAUUAUGUAAGAACAUCCAUACUGGGUCAGACCAAAGGUCAAUCCGUCUUCCAACAAUGGCCAAUGCCAGGUGCUCCAGAAGGAAUAAACAAAACUGGUAAUCAUCAAAUAAAUCUAUUCGGUGUCACUCAUUCCCAUUUUCUGGCAAACGGAGGAGUAGGGACUAAAUUCCUUCCCCUUACUACCUUUUUAUAAUUAAUAUGGUGUUAAAGCAUUGUCUUAUAGAUACUUAAAAUGACAGCCAAUCUAAAAAGCAAAAUAUAAAGAUUCUUAAAGCUUUCUCCAAUAAUAAAAGUCAUUUUUUUAGAAAAAAUAGCACUUUACUUAUGCUUACAUGUUUCCAACAAUAUAAAAAUGGAGGAAUAAUAUUGUGAGCAUUUAGAUUUGAAUCAUAACACUUCUAAUAAAAUAAUGCAAGGGCUCCAUUUCCUUUAACGUUAUUUUAGUAUGCUUGAUUAUGCCCCGAUCCAAAGUUCUCCUAAUUCAGAAAUUGGAUGGAUUGUAUUCUUCAUUAUCUUUACCUCUUUAAUUUAUAUAGAUAACUCACUUUUUAGAAAAAUCUCAUUGGAAGUACAGAUGUUUUUUCUUGCUAGAGCACUGUCACUCAAUAGAAAUCCACCAAAAAUAUAGUUGUGUGUGUUAAAAGUCAACCCUACUAUUUUAAUAACAUCCAAGUCCACUUAAAAGUACAGUUUUAGACUUUGCUAUACUUCCUAGUUUUCAAUGAUUUGCCAGAUGCAGUGAUUUGUCUCUUCUUAUAAGUCAGACUUCUAAGAUUGAGUCCAGAGAUACAAGGAUGAAAGAAUUUGCUAAAACUGCAAAAAACUGAAGGAAGAAAAUUACUAUAGGAUAGAUUUGUAGUUCUCUAUGUUAUUACUAUGUCAAAUCAAACAUUAGUGAAGCAGAGAGAGCUUUUUGCAAGUUCAGUGAAAAAGACUGAUUGUUUUCAGUAUUUUAACAAUUUCAUUUUGCUUACCAGAUACUAGUAAAACAGCAUUUUAAAACUGGGGAUUUAUAUCACUAACCUCUGUACUUUUUACUCAUCUAGGCAGAAUUUGCCUAAAUUUACAAUCUAUUUUUUUAAAUACACCCUUAAACAUUACUGUAGAUAUUACCAAAUAAAAAUCUGAUGCAUUUUAUAAUCACUACACAAUUCUUUACCCAAUUUCUCUUUCUUUCUUUCUUUCUUUCUUUCUUUCUUUCUUUCUUUCUUUCUUUAAUUUUGGUUCUACUUCGAUCUUCUAAAAGGAACAAUUAGUUGGGCUCAGGCAGAUUGCUUCUCUCCCUCGAUCUCUGCAAAAGGACAGUUUUAGGAGAGCUGAGGAAUUAACUUCUUGUCAUCCACACGCCACCUAGUGAUGGGAAAAGGAGGGAUUGUUUUAAAAGGGAACAGAAAGGACAGAAGGAUGAAAAUGCUCAGAGCACCCGUCCCACCCGACCGCCUUUCUUGAAGGCUGGAAAAGCAAUUUGGAGAAGGGAUGCGAUGGGAACUAGAAAGAGGAAGGACGCUGCAAUUAAAAAGUCUCGCAAUACUUCAUUUCCAGCCUGACAUUUGAUUUUUUGCCUUUUUACUUUAAGCAACUCAUUUUCCCCCUUUGUUACAGAGAACUAGCACUUCACAGAGAUCUCCCUAAUCGCUUCUUCGAAGCCGUAUCCAGAGCCUGACCUCCGCCCUAGGCAGCGGGCAACUAACCACGCCGCCAAGGACUGAGCACACGGACACGCACACACACCCGCGUCCCCGCCGGCACCGCAAUCCGGCGUGUAGCGGUUUGCAAUUCUCUUUGUUCCUCCCGCGGAUCGAUGUCACCUCUCCCGGCUGCUUCCUUCGGGGGCAUUUGUAGGAGCGGAAAGGAGAAGAAGCCGCCUGGAACAUAAGAACCUGACGCCGCAGCUCCUGUCCCCGCGCGGCGAGGCAUGGCCCACCCACUGGAGGGGCAGGAGAGAGAAGCCCCGCGGUGCCCUCUGCCUCCCCAGCGCCUCUUCCCCACCCAGUUCGCGUCCAUCUGCAGCCCCGCAGCAGCCCGGCGGCAUGGGCAGCGGCACGACUCCCUCCUGACAGGGGCCAGCCCGCCGCCCGCUCUGCUCCUCGCCACAGCCGCGCUGCAUUAACUUGCCGGGCGUGAUUACGUUGCUUCCUCCCCCCCAGCCUGGAACUUGUUGCUGGCGGCGGCUGCGGAGGGGGAAACCCGGCUAACGCUGGCCCCUUGGCUCAGGACUCGGGCUCAGGCGCUGCAGUCUCCCCGCCAAGGCCCGCGGAGGCAAAAAGUCUCCAUGCAAGUGAGCGCUCUGGACGGACUUUGCCAGUGGCCAAGCUGAAAUUGCUCUGAAGUGAUUCCUUAGCAACAGCUGCAGCAGUAGCAGGUUGGACCAUGGCAGCAGGAGUAGCAGCAGGAUGGAUGCCAGUGGCCACGAAUCCCAUGCCGGCUGCUCCCCGGCAGGAGAGAAAGCGAAGCCAGGACUCCCUUAUUGUGCUGAAUGUCAGUGGUACCCAGUUCCAGACGUGGCAGGACACUUUGGAGCGUUAUCCUGAUACACUGCUGGGCAGCUCAGAGCGAGACUUCUUCUACCACCCAGAGACACAGCAGUACUUUUUUGAUCGGGAUCCUGACAUCUUCCGUCACAUCCUCAACUUCUAUCGUACAGGGAAGCUGCACUACCCUCGACAAGAAUGUAUAUCUGCUUAUGAUGAGGAGCUGGCCUUCUUUGGCAUAAUCCCUGAGAUCAUUGGUGACUGCUGCUAUGAGGAGUAUAAGGAUCGCCGGCGUGAGAAUACUGAGCGCCUUCAGGAUGAUGCAGAUCAGGAUCGUGCGGCUGAGUGUUCCCUGCCCUCCAUGACAACACGGGAGAGAAUGUGGCGGGCCUUUGAAAAUCCACAUACAAGUACGCUUGCACUGGUCUUCUACUAUGUCACUGGCUUCUUCAUUGCUAUCUCUGUCAUUGCCAAUGUGGUGGAGACAGUACCCUGUGGGGUAAACCCUGGUCGCAUCAAGGAACUGCCCUGUGGAGAGCGCUAUGCUGUGGCUUUCUUCUGCCUGGAUACUGCCUGUGUCAUGAUCUUCACUGUUGAGUAUCUUCUGCGUCUUGUGGCAGCCCCCAACCGCUACAAGUUUGUACGCAGUGUUAUGAGCAUUAUUGAUGUAGUGGCCAUCAUGCCCUAUUACAUUGGUCUGGUGAUGACAGAUAAUGAGGAUGUUAGUGGGGCCUUUGUGACACUGCGUGUCUUCCGUGUCUUCCGGAUCUUUAAGUUUUCCCGCCACUCACAGGGGCUGCGCAUCCUAGGGUACACACUGAAAAGCUGUGCCUCGGAGUUGGGCUUUCUCCUCUUCUCAUUAACCAUGGCCAUCAUCAUCUUCGCCACGGUCAUGUUCUAUGCAGAGAAAGGUUCAUCGGCCAGCAAGUUCACCAGCAUACCUGCUGCUUUUUGGUACACCAUUGUCACUAUGACAACAUUGGGGUAUGGUGACAUGGUGCCGAAGACAAUAGCUGGGAAGAUUUUUGGUUCAAUAUGUUCCCUGAGUGGGGUCUUAGUCAUUGCUCUGCCUGUUCCUGUAAUUGUCUCCAACUUCAGUCGUAUCUACCACCAGAACCAACGAGCAGACAAGCGCAGGGCACAAAAGAAAGCCAGACUUGCUAGAAUUCGAGCAGCAAAGAGCGGGACUGCUAAUGCUUACAUGCAGAGCAAACGAAAUGGCUUAUUGAGUAACCAGCUUCAGUCUACCAAUGAGGAAAAACAGACCUUUCUUAGUAAAUCUGGCUCCUCCUUUGAAACACAGCACCACCACCUGCUUCACUGUCUGGAAAAAACCACGGGUUUAUCUUAUGUUGUGGAUGAUCCCAUCUUAUCAAUAAGCUGUUCAACACCAUUUAAGAAUCACGAGUUUGUGGAUGAACAUGUUUAUGAAGACAGCUGCAUGGAGGUCUCCACAGUCAAUCGAUCCUCAAGCCACAGCCCCUCUCUCUCUUCCCAACAAGGUGUUACCAGCACUUGUUGUUCACGACGACAUAAAAAGACUUUCCGCAUCCCAAACACCAAUAUAAAUGGCAGCCGCACAGGCAGCAUACAAGAACUUAGCACCAUUCAAAUCAGAUGUAUGGAGAGGACAUCUCUAUCUAACAGCCGAUCCAGUUUAAAUGCCAAAAUGGAAGAGUGUGUAAAACUAAACUGUGAGCAGCCUUACGUCACAACAGCAAUAAUCAGCAUCCCAACUCCCCCAGUGACCACGCCCGAAGGGAAUGACAGGCCAGAAUCUUCUGCAUAUUCAGGAGGAAAUAUUGUCAGAGUAUCUGCUUUAUAAAACAAUUGGAACAAAGACAUUUGCCAGCUGAGAUCUAGCAACGAGAAGAGUUCUGAAGGAGAAAGCCGGAAAAGACAAUACCCCCUUGGUCAGUGUUACAGCAGCCACAGAUUGAAGGGGUCCAGAAAACUAAACCAUUUGGGUUUCAGUAAUGUAGCGUGUGAAGCAGUCAACCAAAUGGAGUUUCUACACAGAGUCUGAACGGUUAAACAGAACACUCUUCUUUGAUCAUUUUGACUUAUUCUAUGAGCACAAUGAAAUGUCCCCCAUUGAUGCUUCUUCUUACCAUGGGAAUUUUUUAAAAAAAAUAAACAAAAAAAACCUCCCCAUGUUUGGACAGUAUGUUCCGGCAGAAUGCAAAACAACAAUGAAAAACAUUUUGAUAAUGUCAUUUUUUCCUGUUGGUAAAUCAUGAACUUGUUGACAAAUUCCCUAUUAAAAAAAGGGGAAAACAAAAUGCUCAUAUGAAAUGUUUGUACUGACUGGCAGAAAUACAACCAUAGUGCAUGCUGAAAUUCUUUGGAGCUGUGAUCUCGAUUUACUUCUGUUGUUUUUCAGAUUAGGCAUGUUAAAAUAUUACUGUAGAAAGGGGCAUUUCUGUGCACUUACUGCUGAUUGUUAAUGUUCCAUGGUAGUUGUACAAAUAACUUACCUUUGGAAAAUGCAGUAUUCCUUACUCAAACUCAUUAGCAAACUCAAGGUGUUCAGUUAGUUCAGCAUUUAUUAUUGUUUUAUCUUGCUUCCUUGGUACUUCUACAACUGCAAUAAUUCAUUGUAUACCUGUUGUAUCAGGAAUCAGGAUUAAUUUGUUUAAAUAUUUUGCACAACUUCAUCUACACCAUGAACCCAGUGGAUGGAAAAUGUUUUCUCUAAUGUGGAGAAGUUUUAAAUAACCAUGUAAUCAAGACUGUUUCCCACAAAUGUACUUUUCAGUCAAACUUCUUUUUGUCCAAUAUAAAUUUUAUUUCCAUGAUGCAGUACAUUUACCUGGUCUAACACACCUUUCUUCUUUGAGAUUUCAAGACUGCAAAAAUUGGCUUAAACUUUUGUGCUUACUUUUGUAUUUCCUGAACCAGCCUUUUAGUGUAAAGUUACAGUGUCAAUCCCAUUUGAAAGGAAAUUAAAACAAAGGGGUUUUGUGACAAAUAGCACUUAGCUUUAAACCUCUUUGUUUUUCUGCAGUAUCUAGAAGAUCCAGUCCACCAGGCUUAGCCCCUGGCAGGCCCCCAUACGCCCAUAUUUACCUAUGCCUCCACAGGUACGGGCAAUCACAGCUCCUGCUGUCUGCAGAUCACCCCUCCUGGCCAAAGGGAGCUGCAAUCACCUGUAUCUGUGGAGGUGUAGAUAAAUACAGUAUAGUGGCAGGGGCCCAAUAGGGACUAAACCUUGUGACCCAUCACUGUUUUACUGCCCACCCCUGAUCUAGAAUAUUGGCUAUGUUGCACAAUGGAGGAAAUUUAGUGAAAACAGUUUGCUAAAACUCUCCUUUUAGUUGUCUGUAAAACCUGCAUCCAAAAAUGUUUGUGGAAAUUCAUAUUUUGCAAGGCUAUACCUAAGAUACACUGAUAAACUCAAGAUUUUAGAUUUUUCUGCAAAAUUAUGAUUUACUUCAUUGGAAAUUUAGCAGUGGGAUCAGACCCAUAAAUGGAUAUAAGGACUUUACUAUUUUAAAAUGCCUUUUUGCUUCAUUGUCUCAUAGAACUCAGUUUUCUUACCAAAAGGUUUUUGCGAAUUGCAGUUUUCUUUACUAUAGAACAUGAGAAUGUUAAGAGAUUUGUCAUCUUGAAAAUGCUAUACACAUGAAAUAGUGUUUAUAGUAGAAAUACUGUAUCAGCAGAAAUUACUGCAUAGCUAUAUAUAUAUAUACAC